AGGUCAAUGACAUCGAUAUGUGAAACAAUUAUAUAAACUAAGAAAGAACAAAGAAGAUAAUAAGGUGUAGAGUGAUGAGAGGUGUGCUAAACUACCACAAAUUUUACACCUUUUUAGUCGUCUGUUUUGUUGUAACUCAGAUUCAUCCUACGUAUUCGAUCUAUGUCAAUACUUUGCCGUCUACAGAAAUUUUGACAAUCUCAAGCAACCGAACUAUUGUAUCUCCUGGUGAUGUCUUCGAGCUUGGUUUUUUCAAACUCGGCUCACCUGCUCGUUGGUAUCUCGGGAUAUGGUACAAGAAAGUACCCGAAAUAAGCUACGUAUGGGUUGCUAACAGAGACAACCCUCUCUCUAAUUCCAUGGGAGGCCUCAAAAUUGUCGAUGGUAACCUCAUCAUCUUCGAUCACUACGACAAUUAUGUCUGGUCAACAAAUCUGACCACAAAGGAUGUGAGAUCUUCGUUGGUGGCAGAGCUUUUGGAUAACGGCAAUUUCGUGCUUAGAGUCUCAAACAACAACGACCCAGAUAAAUUUUUGUGGCAGAGUUUUGAUUAUCCAACAGAUACUUUACUCCCACAGAUGAAACUAGGUUGGGAUCUCAAAACAGGGCUCAACAGGUUCCUUAGAUCUUGGAAAAGCUCUGAUGAUCCGUCAAGCGGUAAUUUCACAUGCAAACUCGAAACAAGGGGAUUUCCUGAGUUUUUGAUACGAUUCAGAUUCACGCCAAUAUACCGGAGCGGUCCGUGGGAUGGAAUCCGGUUUAGUGGCAUGCCAGAGAUGCGAGAUUUGGAUUACAUGUUUAAUAAGUUCACGGCGAACGGAGAAGAGGUCGCUUACACGUUCUUAAUGACCAACAAGAGCAUCUAUUCGAGAAUAACAUUGAGUUCUGCUGGGAUUUUUGAGCGAUACACGUGGGUUCCGACAUCAUGGGAAUGGACCUUGUUCUCGUCUUCACCAACGGACCAGUGUGAUAUGAACGAAGAGUGUGGGCCUUAUAGUUACUGUGACACGAGCACGUCACCAGUGUGUAACUGUAUCCAAGGGUUCAGUCCAAAGAGCCAGCAGCAGUGGGACUUGGCUGACGGGUUGUCUGGGUGUGUGAGGAGAACGCCACUAAGCUGCAGAGGAGAUCGGUUUUUGCGGCUGAAAAAUAUGAAAUUGCCGGAUACUAUGUCGGCGAUUGUGGACAUGGAAAUUGAUGAGAAAGACUGUAAGAAGAGAUGCCUUUGGAAUUGUAACUGUACGGGUUUUGCAAAUGCGGAUAUCCGAAAUGGUGGGUCGGGGUGUGUGAUUUGGACCGGAGAGCUUUUGGAUAUUCGAAGUUAUGUUGCCAACGGUCAAGAUUUUCAUGUCAGAUUGGCGGCUUCUGAAAUCGGUGAUGAGAAAAAGAUAAGCAAAACAAUCAUAGGUUUGAUUGUUGGAGUCUGCGUUAUGCUUCUUCUGAGUUCUAUCAUCUUCUACUUUUGGAAUAGAAGAAAGAAGCGAGCAAAUGCAACACCUAUUGUGUUUGAAGAGAGAAACCAAGAUUUGGUAAUGAAUGGUGUGGUAAUAUCAAAUAGGAGACAUUUGUCUGCAGAAACCGAAACAGAGGAUUUGGAACUUCCAUUGAUGGAGUUUGAAGCUGUUGUCAUGGCUACCGACAAUUUUUCCAGUUCCAACAAGCUUGGACAAGGUGGCUUUGGUAUUGUUUACAAGGUGUGGAGGAAUUGGAAAGAAGGAAAAGGGCUAGAGGUCGUCGAUCCAAUCAUCAAAGAUUCUUCAUCAUCAACGUUCCGGCCGCAUGAAAUUUUAAGAUGCAUACAAAUUGGUCUCUUGUGUGUCCAAGAAUAUGCAGAGGACAGACCAAUGAUGUCGUCAGUGGUUUUGAUGCUCGGAAGCGAAACGGUGGAAAUUCCUCAGCCUAAACCGCCUGGUUAUUGCGUUGGGAGAAGUAAACAAUACAACGAUGAAUCUUGCUCACUGAACCAAAUUACACUUUCGAUCGUUGAGCCUCGGUAAUUCUGAGUGUUAACCAGACAGUCCGUAUUAUUUAGUAAUGAUGAGUAGUAAACUGAGUGAUAGAAC
Arabidopsis arenosa is the source of this 2063-nucleotide messenger RNA. The record is from the annotation of a GenBank genome assembly. Lineage: Eukaryota; Viridiplantae; Streptophyta; Magnoliopsida; Brassicales; Brassicaceae.